This is a messenger RNA of Hypomesus transpacificus, 2302 nucleotides long. It is a transcript of the gene plek2, whose product is annotated as pleckstrin 2. Gene Ontology annotation, cellular component: plasma membrane. Gene Ontology annotation, biological process: actin cytoskeleton organization; intracellular signal transduction. Bases 438 to 2048 code for a protein of 536 amino acids. The transcript is spliced from 10 exons. The record is from RefSeq and is a predicted model, not a curated record. Lineage: Eukaryota; Metazoa; Chordata; Actinopteri; Osmeriformes; Osmeridae.
AGAGGAAUAAGAGAAAGAGGGGGACAGGGAAAAACAGAAGUAAGAAGACAAGGAGGGAAAUGAGGAUCAGUAGGAGACGAUGGAGGAGGAGGAAAAGAACAAAGAAGACAAGGAUAAGGAGGAAGAGAAGGAGGAGGUGUGGGACAGAGUAAAGGAUGAAGGAGAAUAAUCACUGAUGAGAUCCAUGCUUCUUUGGUUGACUACGUUGUGAACCAUUGCUUGAGUUCCAAUGAAGCUGGGCAGAGGGUCCAGCCUAACUUGAGCCGUUACACUGUAGGAAGUGUUGUCUGGACGUUUCGAAAUAUUCACAGAUCCCCAGCCCAGAUCGUGUGUAGACUUUGUUCAGAUUGCUAUGGGUGUGUGUUCACACAUGACGCAGGUGAGCAAAUAUAUCCAUUCUGAAGAGCCAGCACAGGUGAGAACGACUAACCGCAGCUAUGGACACGGACCAAAACAGCUCUGUUCUCAAAGAGGGGUUUCUGGUUAAGAGGGGACAUGUUGUUCACAAUUGGAAGGCUCGGUGGUUUGUCUUGAUGCCAGAUAAGUUGCUUUAUUACAAGUACGAGGGGGGAAAAAGGGAAUCGUGUCAACGGGGGAGGAUAAUGCUGAAAGAGUGUGUAGUUACCUGUCCGUUUCUGGAGUACGACUAUCGGCCGCUGGUGAUCAGGCUGCAGACACAGAGCUGUGGGGAGCACUUCCUGGAGGCGUGUUCUCGUGAGGAACGAGAUGAGUGGGCUGCUGGCAUCACCGCUGCCAUGGCGUCGCUCCACUACAGUGACGCUACGCCAGACAACCAAUCAGAAGCAGCUGCACCCAAGUCCUUGGGGCUGCACAACAUCAACCUAAGCCAGGUGUUGGACUCCAUGUAUGACAUUCACAGCGGCAUCAGGAUGAGCAACCUGACAGAGCAGGGCAGCACCUACAGUAACUGCUUCUCAGGUUGGUCUGACCUCUGUUUCCUAAUCACCUACAGUAACUGCUUCUCAGGUUGGUCUGACCUCUGUUUCCUAAUCACCUACAGUAACUGCUUCGCAGGUUGGUCUGACCUCUGUUUCCUAAUCACCUACAGUAACUGCUUCUCAGGUUGGUCUGACCUCUGUUUCCUAAUCACCUACAGUAACUGCUUCUCAGGUUGGUCUGACCUCUGUUUCCUAAUCACCUACAGUAACUGCUUCUCAGGUUGGUCUGACCUCUGUUUCCUAAUCACCUACAGUAACUGCUUCUCAGGUUGGUCUGACCUCUGUCUCCUAAACAUCUACAGUAACUGCUUCUCAGGUUGGUCUGACCUCUGUUUCCUAAUCACCUACAGUAACUGCUUCUCAGGUUGGUCUGACCUCUGUCUCCUAAACAUCUACAGUAACUGCUUCUCAGGUUGGUCUGACCUCUGUCUCCUAAACAUCUACAGUAACAGCUUCGCAGGUUGGUCUGACCUCUGUCUCCUAAACAUCUACAGUAACUGCUUCUCAGGCUCGUCGGUGGUGGACUGGUUGGUGUUCAUGCAGCUGGUCCUGACCCGUGUGGAGGCCGCCACCCUGGCCUCGGCCCUGCUGGAGGAGGGCUUCCUCCGGCCGCUGGGCUUCCGCAGCGUGGAGGCGCUGCGCAGCGCGGGUCUCAGCCAGCAGUUCCUGGACGACUCUACGGCUCUCUAUGGCUUUUCUGACAGCUUCAAGAAGAGAGGGAGUGUGAAACCUGAGAAGACACUGUCAGCCGUCGAGCUGGCUGGGAAAGUGGUCAAGAGGGGCUUCCUACUCAAACAGGGUCACAAAAGAAAGAACUGGAAGGUGCGUCUCUUUGUUCUUCGAUCACAGCCUGGCUACCUGCACUACUAUGACCCCAGCAAAGAUGACAUCAACCCUGCGGGCGGCUUCUCCCUGCGCGGCUGCCUGGUGUCGGCCCUGGAUGACAACGGAGUACCCUCAGGCGUGAAGGGAAAUGUUCAGGGCAACCUGUUUAAAAUCAUCACUCAGUCCAACGAACACUAUUUCAUCCAGGCUCCCACACGCCAGGAGAAGAUAGACUGGGUCGAGGCGGUGCGAGGACACAGUUAGUGGAGCUCUUACAGCCAAGCCGAGGUUCACCACACAGAACAGGAAAUAUAACAGAUGGAACAUUGAGUUGAACUUUUAGUAUGUCUUUAGAAAACCUUCUCCCUGAGUCCAUCUAGUAGCAUACUAAAUGUUGCAAUCCGGUUCUUAUUAUCAUCCAAUAUUUAAACCAUCUUCCAUUUUAAGUAAUGUAUUACACAUUCUAUGAAUGUACCCAAAAGUUGUAGCCAAAAUGAAAUAUUAAAAUACUGUUGCAA